This is a messenger RNA of Fukomys damarensis (Damara mole-rat), 1976 nucleotides long. RefSeq names its product dual specificity phosphatase 10 (gene Dusp10). Gene Ontology annotation, cellular component: cytosol; cytoplasm. NCBI's taxonomy places the organism in Eukaryota, Metazoa, Chordata, Mammalia, Rodentia, Bathyergidae. Gene Ontology annotation, biological process: protein dephosphorylation; negative regulation of JUN kinase activity. The transcript is spliced from 4 exons. Bases 131 to 1570 code for a protein of 479 amino acids. Gene Ontology annotation, molecular function: protein tyrosine/threonine phosphatase activity; MAP kinase tyrosine/serine/threonine phosphatase activity. The record is from RefSeq and is a predicted model, not a curated record.
GAUCAAUGAAGCCGAGUGAAUGGGCUACCCGCGCGAGUCCACAGCAGAAGCGCAGCGCCCGGCAGUGCAGGGCUGCGCCGAUCGAGGAAACUCUUGAGUUCUUCCUGAAUUGCCAGUGUUCAGCCUCCUCAUGCCUCCAUCUCCUUUAGACGACAGGGUAGUGGUGGCACUGUCUAGGCCUGUCCGACCUCAGGAUCUCAGCCUUUCUUUAGACUCCAGUUACCUUGGUGCUGCCACCCCCAGCAGUAGUGGCCAUCCUUCUGUCAUCGCCACCACUGUUGUGUCCCUCAAGGCUGUGAAUCUGACGUAUAUGCCCUCAUCCAGCGGCUCUGCCCGCUCCCUGAAUUGUGGAUGCAGCAGUGCCAGUUGCUGCACUGUGGCAGCCUACGACAAGGACAGUCAGGCCCAGACCCAAGCCAUUGCUGCCGGCACUGCUGUUCCCGCCGUCGGAACCUCUGCCGCCUGCCCUGCCAACCAGAUGGUCAACAACAAUGAGAACACAGGCUCUCUAGGUCCAUCGGGAGGGGUGGGCAGCCCCAUGACAGGGGCCCCCAAGCAGCUCACCAGCAUCAGAAUCAUCUACCCCAACGACUUGGCCAAGAAGAUGACCAAGGGCAGCAAGAGCCACCUGCCCAGCCAGGGCCCUGUCAUCAUCGACUGCAGGCCCUUCAUGGAGUACAACAAGAGCCACAUCCAAGGAGCGGUCCAUGUCAACUGUGCUGACAAGAUCAGCCGGCGGAGGCUGCAGCAGGGCAAGAUCACCGUCCUGGACUUGAUUUCCUGUAGGGAAGGCAAGGACUCUUUCAGGAGGAUCUUUUCCAAAGAAAUCAUAGUUUAUGAUGAGAACACCAAUGAGCCGAGCCGGGUGAUGCCCUCCCAGCCUCUUCACAUAGUCCUGGAGUCCCUGAAGAGAGAAGGCAAAGACCCCCUGGUGUUGAAAGGAGGGCUCAGCAGCUUCAGGCAGAACCAUGAGAACUUGUGCGACAGCUCCCUGCAGCUGCAGGAGUGUCAGGAGGCCGGGGCCGCGGGGCCCAGCGCGCUCCCUCAGCCCGUGCCCAGCACGCCCGACAUCGAGAGCGCGGAGCUCACGCCCAUCCUGCCGUUCCUCUUCCUGGGCAACGAGCAGGACGCGCAGGACCUGGACACCAUGCGGCGGCUCAACAUCGGCUAUGUGAUCAACGUCACCACGCACCUGCCGCUCUACCACUACGAGCAGGGGCUGCUCCGCUACAAGCGCCUGCCCGCCACGGACAGCAACAGACAGAACCUGCGGCAGUACUUCGAGGAGGCCUUCGAGUUCAUCGAGGAGGCCCAGCAGUGCGGCAAGGGGCUGCUCAUCCACUGCCAGGCCGGCGUGUCGCGGUCCGCCACCAUCGUCAUCGCCUACCUAAUGAAGCACACGUGGAUGACCAUGACCGAUGCGUACAAAUUCGUCAAAGGCAAACGACCAAUCAUUUCCCCCAACCUUAACUUCAUGGGGCAGUUGCUGGAGUUCGAGGAAGACCUCAACCACGGUGUGACCCCCCGGAUCCUGACACCCAAGCUCGCCGGCGUGGAGACAGCCGUGUGACAGCGAGCUCGGGGCAGGCGCUCCUGCCGGGGCUGCGGGGGGACGGGCGCUGGUCCUGUCAGGUUCUCUCUGUCUGUCCUUCAGCUGGGGUAUAGUUUGUGAAUGGAAGCAAACUGUUUAAAGACUACUUUUAAUGAGUACGAGAAGAAAACUUUUGAGGCCACUGAGAUUCACUUCCUGCAAAAUGACAAGCAGGGAGGUUGAAGAAGUCAUUUGUCAAGCCAACGAUAAAAACAUGUUAAAACUGGUUCUCCCCCUUUUCCUUUUAAGCUAUUUGUAGAGUUUACAACUAAAUAGUCUGUGCAGGCUCAUAGACCGAAGAUACCAAACCUUAAACCAAUGCAGACGAAUCCAAAGUGAGGAAGGAGACCCCGAAUGCUGCAGGCUCGGGCUCCCCGGGCCACCA